Salvia miltiorrhiza (redroot sage) is the source of this 1862-nucleotide messenger RNA. Its product is annotated as AAA-ATPase ASD, mitochondrial-like. The transcript has a single exon. The coding region runs from base 186 to 1652 and encodes 488 amino acids. The record is from RefSeq and is a predicted model, not a curated record. Lineage: Eukaryota; Viridiplantae; Streptophyta; Magnoliopsida; Lamiales; Lamiaceae. Gene Ontology annotation, molecular function: ATP hydrolysis activity; ATP binding.
AUCUCAAAUAAAACCAAAUUUAUAUACGUAUACUUUCCACUACCACGCUGACUCAUACUAUCAAUAUAUGCCCUUUCCUUACCUACUUUUCAUGCUAUAAAAACACACUCUCAUCUUGCAUUUCUAAAUCAAUCAAAUUAUCAAACUGAGAAAAAUAAACUGAGAAAACAAACUUACCCAACAAAAUGAUCAUUCCAGUUAGCAGCAUGCCGGAGACUUGGGGCGCCGUCGGGUCGGCCGUCGUCACCUUCAUCUUCUUCUGGGACAUGUUCCGGCGGUAUUGCCCGCCGGAGCUCCGGCGUUACCUCGAGAAAUGCACCUCGAGGCUGUCCGGAUUCUUGAACCCAUACAUCCAGAUUUCCAUCCAUGAGUACACCGGAAAUCAUCUGAGGCCGCACGAGGCCUACAGCAUCGUAGACGCGUACCUGAGCGUGAAUUCCACCGACGCCAAACGGCUCAAGGCCGAGAUGACGAAGGAGAACGAGAACAAGCUAAUGCUGAGCAUGGAUGAGUAUGAGAAGACGACGGAUGAGUUCAACGGAGUCCAGGUGAAAUGGAUCUCAGGAAAGGUCUCGCCUCCUCCGCGGGCCGGGGGGGUUUCAUACUACCCGGAGCCGGACCGGAGGUACUACAAGCUCAAGUUUCACAAGUGCUACAAGAAGAUGAUGACGGAGGCAUACCUGGAGCAUGUCAUCAAGAGAGGGAGAGAGAUUCAGGCGAGGAACAGGCAGCGGAAGCUCUACACCAACGGCCACAGCAAAUCGUAUUGGAGCCAUAUCGUGUUCGAGCAUCCGGCCAAGUUCUCAACUCUGGCAAUGGAGCAGGAGAAAAAGGAGGAGAUCGUGGAGGAUCUGCUGACUUUCACAAAGAGUAAAGAUUACUAUGCAAGAAUAGGCAAGGCAUGGAAAAGGGGUUAUCUGCUGUAUGGCCCUCCCGGAACAGGGAAAUCUACGAUGAUCGCAGCAAUGGCUAACUUACUCGACUAUGACGUCUAUGAUCUUGAGCUUACAUCAGUGAAGGACAACACGGAGCUCAGGAAGCUUUUGACUGAGACAACGACUAAAUCAAUCAUCGUUAUAGAGGAUAUAGACUGCUCCCUCGAUUUAACAGGCCAGAGGAAGAAGAAAGAGGAGAAACCUGCAGACGAGAAGCCUGAAAAAGUCGAGAAAAGGAGUUCUCGUAAAGAGAAGGAAGAGAGUGGCAGCAAGGUCACUCUCUCAGGCCUGCUGAAUUUCAUAGACGGCCUGUGGUCUGCCUGUGCAGGGGAAAGAUUAAUCGUAUUCACAACAAACUACGUAGAUAAGCUCGACCCAGCUCUUACAAGAAGGGGUCGAAUGGACAAGCAUAUCGAGCUAUCUUACUGCAAAUAUGAAGGAUUUAAAGUACUCGCAAGGAAUUACCUGGAACUUGAAGCGCAUCCACUGUUCCAAUCAAUCGAGGAGCUGAUCCAGGAGGUCGAGAUAACACCAGCUGAUGUUGCUGAAAAUCUCAUGCCAAAAUCUGCAAAAGAAGGUCCAGAGCAAUGCCUUCGAAAUCUCAUAUGCAUUCUUGAAGAAACAAAGAACAGAAAAUGCAGAGAAGUUAAAGAUGCAGACACCAACGAUGAUGCAGCUGCUGCACAAGAAACACAUGCUAUGGAAAUCAGUAUGUAAUCGUAAACUGGUUCAAGAACGAAAUAGAGACACCAAGGACUCAUAAUUCGCCUGAGACAGUAAUUAUCCAUCUAGACAUAAGGCUUAAUCUCGAUACUCAACACAAUGGCAUCUCGGUUCCAAGCAGCUUCAUACUAUUAUGGAUGUUAAUCAGAGAAAUGUAACACUGAGCCAAGGAGUCUAAUAAAAAGCGAAUUCUUUUGUUGCAAA